Messenger RNA from Gamsiella multidivaricata, 1812 nucleotides. RefSeq lists its product as uncharacterized. NCBI's taxonomy places the organism in Eukaryota, Fungi, Mortierellomycota, Mortierellomycetes, Mortierellales, Mortierellaceae. Bases 98 to 1675 code for a protein of 525 amino acids. The transcript is spliced from 4 exons. Gene Ontology annotation, molecular function: protein binding. The record is from RefSeq and is a predicted model, not a curated record.
CACCAGCACCAGCACUUCAUCAAGCAAUAACUGUCAGCAAAACAUAUUCAAGGCGUUGAUAGCAUAGUUUGGAAGGAACUGUGCGCUAGAAAGGGAGAUGCCUUUUUUUCCUCCUGAAAAUGCAAAGGAGGGUGUUCCACCAACAAAACGAUACGGACACACUGCUGUACUCUGGAAUCAGAACAUCAUUAUCUUCGGCGGAUCGAACGAAUACUACGAAUACCGCGACGAUGUUAUCGUCUUUUCUUUACAGACAAAGACCUGGUCCAGACCUGAGAUCAGAGGCGAGGUGCCAGCACGGUAUCUGCACUCUGCAACUGUCUACAAGAACAAGAUGUAUGUCUACGGUGGAUUCGCCAAGAACUCAAAAUGCACAUAUGUUUUGGAGGAGAUGAGAAUUCUGAACCUGGAUACAUGGACGUGGUCAGAGGCCUACACCGUACCUGCACGCUACAACCAUUCCGCCAGCUUAGUGGGAAGUAAGUUGUGGAUCUACGCGGGGAAGGAUGAGGCAGGAAACACCGUAUCAGAUCUCCACUCUAUCGACUUGACGACCCUCAGAGUGCUCCCCCACACCGGAAUUACUGGGAAAGUCGUCCUACUGAAAUCUCAGCACUUUUCGGAGGCCAUUGGCAAUCAACUCGUUGUGUUUGGCAAGUAUCCAAAUGAGACGACAGGGACCAGUCUCUAUGGGCUCUGGAUCAUGGACCUCGACCAACUGGAGUGGCGCAAAUUAGAUGUGGACCGGUGUCUCGAGGAUGGGGCCUGGAAUUAUUUCACCAUCGUCACGAAGAAGACGCAGCAGCGCCAUCGCCAACUAGAGUCAUCAAUGUCUGUGGACGAUCCACAUUUGCAGAGCAGCAGCAGCAUGGACAUCGACGAACCCGGCUCCUCGCCAAGUCUUAUCUUCUUGGGCAACACGGAAAAAGAUCGUCCACAGCCCUACGACCACUUUCGAGACGUCCUCUCUAUCAAUGUCGAGUAUCUGGGCGUCUUUCAGGUCCCGCCUCCGACGCUGCAAUGGCACAUGAGUCUGAUGUUGAACAACGAAGAGUUUGCGGACUUUACCAUCGUCCCUCAAGAUUCUAUGCGCAAGAUUCACGUUCAUCGGAUGGUGCUUUCGACGCGCUGGCCACACUUCAAGAACAUGCACGCAUCCGGGAUGAUCGAGUCGACCCGAGGGACAAUGGUCCUGCCCGAACCCUACUCGGUCGUGUUCGCAUUUCUCUCCUUCCUUUACACAGACACUGUGGACGUGGAUCUGGACUGCUCCAUCCUGUGCGAUGUGAUGGUAAUGGCCAACAUGUAUCUACUGGAUCGACUCAAGAAACUGUGUGCCUCCAUUCUGCACCGACAUCACCUUCAGGUCGACACCUGUGUACGGAUCUUCCAGGCGGCAUGCGUUUCACAGGAACACGGACUGAAGAAGUUGUCGCAAGAGUAUAUCUUCCGUAACUGCGGUGCAGUAAUGAAGACAGAAGACUGGUUCCUCAUGUGGAGCCAGGGCGGGGAUGGAUCUUCGGGUGAGCAAAGAGCGGCCUUGGAAGAUUUUAUUGAGGGCAUUCCCGAUGAUGCCAGUCUCGAAGUCACACCUGGCUCACGGCGGUCGAGCGACGGCUACGGAUCCGGCUAUGACGGCGCCAACUUCGAACCGACGCUGAGGAAGGAUGACUAGGUCAAUAUCUUGCGCUUUCCCUCCUUCCCUCCUUACACUUUAAACACCCUGUCUUUCGCGUCCACGCUCCCAGUACAUAUUUAUUCGGAAUAGCCGCAGCCCGCAGUAACCGAUUCCUUAAUGCAAUUGCGUUCAAC